This is a messenger RNA of Fusarium venenatum, 1383 nucleotides long. The record is from RefSeq and is a predicted model, not a curated record. Lineage: Eukaryota; Fungi; Ascomycota; Sordariomycetes; Hypocreales; Nectriaceae.
AUGUUCCUCUCCCGCUUGAACUUCUGCCGGGCGCCUUCCGCUCUUCACCUCCUCACCGCUGUCGUUACGGCGGCACCGACCAUGAUCGAUGUUGAGAAGGGCAAGGCCACCUCCAGGGUGCCUGAGGCCAAAGAGUCACGCUCUCGAAAGUGCCCCUUUUUCUUUGCCUUGCUCCUCCUCUGCGCCGGUGUCACCAUUGGCAUUAUUUGCGGAUACUUUGGUUUUUCUUGUAAUGAGCCUUCCGAUGAUCACCCUGUCGAGUCUGCAAUCGCUAUUCCGGCUGCUGGUACCCAUCACAAGGCCCGUCGUGGUCAUCCUGCUGGUGUCUCAUACCCUAUCUCAACCAAGACUGCAUUGUCUACCAUCUAUGAGGUCAGACAUACUCCCACUCUUGAGAUCGAGACUGUAUUCGAGACUGUCACUGGCACUACCUAUGUUACUGCCCCUGCCGAGGUCUCCAUUUCCGUCUCAGCCACCACUUUCGAGGACACUACCGAGUACUGUGAGGAUCAGGCCGUUAUCAUGACAGAGUCUGUUACCAUCACUGUCACCCCUGACGAAAUUCCUGCAGCUACCUCUGCUGCUCUCCCUGGAACGCCUGUCACUGUCACUGAAGAGCCCCAAACGGUUACAGAGACCGAAAUCGAUACUUCGGUCACUAGCGGUCUUCCAGAUGCUGUUGUCACUGGAAAUCCAGAGACUGUCACAAAAUCCGAAACCGACACCUCGGUCACUAGCAACCUUCCGGAUGUCACCGUCACUGGCAAUCUAGAGACCGUCACUGCCACAGAAGUUGACACCUCGGUCACCAGUAGUCUUCCAGAUGCUGUUGUCACUGGAAAUCCAGAGACUGUCACAAAAUCCGAAACCGACACCUCGGUCACUAGCAACCUUCCGGAUGUCACCGUCACUGGCAACCUAGAGACUGUCACAAAGUCAGUGACCGACGCCGCACCCACCGAUAGCGUCUUCACAACCAUAACCGUCUCAAACAUCUUCCCCCCUGCGCCGGAAAGCACUGUGACGUCGUGCACUACAUACAUUCUGACACUUCCUUACCUGAAACCUACAACCAUCGCCGGUGUUCCUCCUAAAAGCACAUUCACCACGACGAUCUACGAAACCGAGGGUGAUGCUUAUACCUCUACCACGACUGUUUUCGUCCCCGCGUCCCCUUACCCUCCUUACCCAACCGCUAAUGACACUUUGUUGCCUGAUAGCACCGGCAACAGCCCCAUUGUGCCUCACAUGCCCACUCCCACUCCAGUCAUUAUCUCCGGCGGCACCAAGAAGCCCGAGCCUCGAGGUUGGGGUGGCACCAGCGGAACCACCAACCUCAGCUGCACUGUCAUGCUUGUUACUGCUAUCAUGUUUCUCCUUUAA